Molecule: messenger RNA, 378 nt
Organism: Vanrija pseudolonga
Lineage: Eukaryota; Fungi; Basidiomycota; Tremellomycetes; Trichosporonales; Trichosporonaceae
Product: Protein priA
Exons: 1
Coding region: 1-378 (125 amino acids)
Source: RefSeq, a predicted model, not a curated record
AUGGUCGCCCCGCUAUCCCUCGUGCUGUCUCUGCUCGCGCUUGCACUAGCCCCCGCGACGACAGCGCACGCUCCACAACGCCAGAACGUGCCCUGCGGACCAGGGCUCACAGCGUGCCCCGUGUUCGACUACUCUGGCGGGCCCAGGUGGAAGGGGCACUACGAGUGCGUCGCGGUGCACACCGACAUUGAGAGCUGCGGCGGCUGCCUGAGCGAAGAGCACGGGCGCGACUGCACCGCCAUCGAAAACGUCGACGAGGUGCGCUGUAAGCGCGGCCUGUGUGUCGUGCAGACGUGCGUCGAGGGCUUUGUGCCGGACAAGCUUAAUCGCAACUGUGAGCCCGCGAGCAGCUUUGAGCAGUUUGUGCUCGAGUAUUAG